AAAAAAUUAAAAAAAAUCAAAAUCUUUUUGCAUGACUCAAGGAAAGAAUAAGAAAUUAGGAAAGAAGAAGGGAUAAAAGAAAACCAUCGACCCAUUGGCAAGAAAGGAAUGGUUUGAAUUAACAGCCCCAGUCCCCUUCAGCGCUGGUGGAUUUGGCUAUACUUGCAUCAAUAAAUCUGCAGGAACAGUCGUGGCCACUGAAGCCAUCAAAGGACGUGUGGUUGAAGCAUCCUUGGCUGAUCUUCAAGGGCAAUCAGAUCAAAUGGCAUGGAGAAAAGUCAAAUUAAUUAUUGAUGAUGUUGAAGGCACAAGAUGCAGAACUUCUUUCUAUGGCCUUGAUUCAACAAAGGAUAAGAUCUUUGGAAUGAUUAAAAAGCGAUAAACUUUGAUUGAGACUUAAGUUGAAGCCAGAUCAUCAGAUGGAUAUAUCUUAAGAAUCUUUAUCAUUGCAUUCACCAAGAGCAUCAAAAAUCAAUAAAGAAAAACCACAUAUGCUUAAAGAAGUCAAAUCAAGGACAUCAGAAAGAAGAUUUCUGAGAUCGUUCUCAGAGAGGUCUCCAAGAAAAGCAUCACCACAUUACUUGGUUUCUUCAAUCAAGAAAUCCUUUCAAAGGAAAUCGCAAAGGCCACAAGAACUAUCUUCCCACUCUAAAACAUUACAUUAAGAAAAGUGAAGUUGGUUAAGAGACCCAAGGUUGAUGCUCAAAAAUUGAGAGAAUUCUAUGAAGAUGCCAACAGAAACAAAGCUCAAGUCAGAAGACACGGUCAAGCUGAAGACUAAAGCGCUUUAAAUCUUAUCAAAUAAGGACAAAUCGACAAGGAAGUCACCUAAUAACCAUAAGAAUGAUGAAUUUAUUACAGUAUAAACAAAAUAGUACAUAUAUUAAUAUAAGAGAGAA
Molecule: messenger RNA, 899 nt
Organism: Paramecium tetraurelia
Lineage: Eukaryota; Ciliophora; Oligohymenophorea; Peniculida; Parameciidae
Exons: 4
Biological process (GO): translation
Cellular component (GO): cytosol; ribosome
Molecular function (GO): structural constituent of ribosome
Source: RefSeq, a predicted model, not a curated record